AUGGCGAAACUCAAGGAACUCACCCCUGAAGAAGUGGCUCGACAUUGCACCGAAGUCGAUGUCUUCAUAAUAAUUCAGGGCAAUGUGUACGAUUGCACCGAGUUUCUCAAAGACCAUCCUGGUGGGGAGGACAUAAUUAUGGAGGUCGCUGGCGAGGAUGCCACGGAGGCGUUUGAUGAUGUUGGGCACAGUGACGAGGCGCGAGAGAUGUUGCCAAAAAUGAUUGUUGGGAAGAUCAAGCAAUAG
Messenger RNA from Scedosporium apiospermum, 246 nucleotides. RefSeq lists its product as uncharacterized. Gene Ontology annotation, cellular component: membrane; intracellular membrane-bounded organelle. Lineage: Eukaryota; Fungi; Ascomycota; Sordariomycetes; Microascales; Microascaceae. Gene Ontology annotation, molecular function: heme binding. The coding region runs from base 1 to 246 and encodes 81 amino acids. The record is from RefSeq and is a predicted model, not a curated record. The transcript has 2 exons.